Molecule: messenger RNA, 1659 nt
Organism: Saimiri boliviensis boliviensis (Bolivian squirrel monkey)
Lineage: Eukaryota; Metazoa; Chordata; Mammalia; Primates; Cebidae
Gene: CYB5D2
Product: cytochrome b5 domain containing 2
Cellular component (GO): endomembrane system; membrane
Source: RefSeq, a predicted model, not a curated record
GCAGCCUGGCCGGCUCCAGCAGCGCCGCGGCGGGUGGUAGCGCCGGAGCCGCGAGGCCCGGGCCGGGGGUCGUGCCCGAGACCGUGGCCCAGUCCUGGUGGGGGCCCCAGCCCUCUCCCCCGGCGGCCGCCGCUUCGUCUUCACUGCUGUGACUCGGAGCGUUCCCCAUGGGGUCUCCGUCUUGGGCGCCCGGCUCUGCAGCCGCUGCCGCCUCCCCGCCUCGACCUGUCAACCUCCGACAGCAGCCGGCGGGCGGGGACUGGCAGGAGACCGCGGCUGCGGCUGCGGCUGCGGCUUCCGGCUUCCUGGCCGUCGAGCGAGGACCGUUGUCGCAAAGAUGCCGUCACGUAGGUAGGCAGUCUUUAGCAGCUCGCGACAGCUAGGCGGCAGCAAAGAGUGCAACCUGCAUUUCGCAGAGGACGAGUCUGUCUCAACGUUCACGUCAUUCCGCAGCCUCCGCUGCCGCCAUCUUUGUUUCGGCAGACAGCCUGCAAGCCGGGAAGCCGAGAUGCAUCCAGAGCAUUUGUGACCGGGGACUACUCUGAAGCAGGCCUUGUGGAUGAUGUAUCUGACUUGUCAUUCUCUGAGAUGCUGACACUUCAAAGUUGGCUUUCAUUCUAUGAGAAGAAUUACAUAUGUGUUGGAAGGGUGGUAGGACGGUUCUACGGAGAGGAUGGGCUGCCUACCCCGGCACUGACCCACGCGGAAGCCGUGAUCAGCAAAGGCUUGAAGGCAAACCAGCAGGAGCUGGAAGAGAAGCAGACAUUCCCGCCGUGCAAUGCAGAGUGGAGCUCAGCCAGGGGCAGCAGGCUCUGGUGUUCCCAGAAUAGCGGAGGUGUGAGCAGAGACUGGACUGGUGUCCCCAGGAAGCUGUAUAAGCCAGGUGCUAAGGAGCCCCGCUGCGUGUGUGUGAGAACCACUGGCCCCCCUAGUGACCAGAUGCCGGACAGCCCAACACACGGAAAUCGUGGGGACUUGGACCACCCACACUUGGCGGAAUACACGGGCUGCCCACCUCUCGCUGUCACGUGCUCCUUCCCGCUCUAAGCGGAGCCUUUCAUGUGGCUGACACACAGAGCUCUGCUGAGAACCUGAGCGGGCCCUUGACACACGUGUGGCCUGGGAUGGCCCCUGGCCUGAAACAGGAGGGUCUGGAAAGACUCUGGCUAUAUUCUGCAAAUGUGACUCUUGCCCCUCUCCUUGGCUUAGUGCCGUGGGACCCGAGGGACAGCUCAGCCACCUGCCUAGUACUGGUCGGCGGCUCACCACUACAUCCCUCGACCCACUGGUCAUCUUCCUCAGAGCCCGCAGAUGUCAGUGAGCAUGUCUAUUAUCAACUGAAUUUCAACUUGAAUUUAUACCCGAAAGCCUGCUGAGCUGAUCACAGCUGGGCCAAUACAGUAAGAGGCAAUAAUCACUUAGGAUGGUUGAUUCUGGAACUGGAAAAGCUUUUGCUUACAUGGAUACAGCAAAUCCAGAUGUCUUUGAGCAAAGCAACAAUUUAAAACAGGCAUUUUCUCUCCUUUAAGGACUUAAAAUCAGAUGUGGUGUGUUUUCAAAGGCAGAGGUCUGCAUUUUGAGCAACAGGUGGUUUCCUAGCUCUGACAAGGUGACUGGUUAGCAUGACAUUACUUUGGGCAAGGCUGCAGACUUCAGGUG